UCUCAACAGCCAACUGAUGGUUCCGUCCAGAAAUAUUAUUUUGCUUCUGAUCCAUGUUGGAAUCAGUUACACUAAAGUAAUCAGGAAUCAAACAAGCAGAUUUAGGGGAACUGUUGGUUGCUCAGAAAACAGUGGUUUUGUACUCAAACAUCUGCAUGGAUAGAAGUCUCAGCGAUUGGGGACCCGAAAUAAGAAACCCAUUGAUCGUUUAACUCUUGAAUAGAAAGAGGAUACAGAACAUGUUCCUUUCCUUGAAUCAGCAAGCACCUUCCUGCCAGAUUCUUGAAGCAACUAAGAUUGACCGAACAUUGGACCUCGUCUUGAGACCACGAGGUUACCCAGCACCACAUUUAUUUCCAAGCAGAUGUUAGGGACGAAAGCCGGACGCUCUCUGUAUCUGACGGAGCCCAAGGUCUGACCACAUGGAGCCCAAGUCAGAAACCCUCACGAAUUUGCCCCCAAAGAUCUGCUCGGAGAUAGAGCAGUGCAUGGCUGGUAGAUGAAGUGUAGGCCUCACGAUGCUUGGGGAGGGUAUAAUAAGGAAAUCAAACGUAGACACGUCCUCUUAUGGCUGCUUUUGAAAAACAUGCAAUGUCGAAGCGCAUGCAAACUGCUUAAGAACAACAUAUUCAUUUCAGUUCUGAAGUAUGGAUAUCAAGGACGAAUCGUGGGUAGAAGCUGAAACACGUGAAGUGACGCGUACUGCAGACAAUUUAACAGCUACUCGCCAUGACCAGGAAGAGUUGUACACACACAGCUUACUGACAUAGCACAUGGUACUCGACUUGUCUGCCAGUUGGGAAAGCUAUGCCUUGAAUGGAUGAUAAAAGAUCCACCUCUUGAACUCUGUCCCGUCCCGAAAGAGGUGUAUUUGAAGGUCUCCCAAACGCGGAUCUGAGAAGAGCGAGUGUGUGUUUACUGUCUGGUCUGUCCGGAUCCCAGAUGGAGCCCCGGGUUUCGCAAGACUUCUGUUCAUCUGUAGUCUGUACAGAGUAGGGCAUGCAGGAUGGAGUUGGUCAUUACAAUAGUGGUCUUAUUGUGUGCGUCGGUGCGAGCACAAGAUCUAGGGGCCGGUGGCGUUCCGCCGGGGUACAGCCCUCCUGUCACCACGGGAGAAAAGGUCCCUACCGAGCCGACUCUAAACAACAGGACUAAAGUAGGCAAACCCUCUGAAGAACGCAGUCCAGACGACAGUGCCGCCAAUGAUCGCCAGGUGGCAGCCCUGCAGCGCGGCAUCUUGAACAGACGACUGUCCCGACUGGAGGGACAACUCCAAGUCAUGCAAAACAGCAUACUGGGAAGCCCGAUGUUGCAAGAGUUGGUCCAGCAAAGAGAAGACGUGGAAGUGCAGAUGUCGGAUCAGCAGGCCGCCAUCGAUAGCCUACAGUUCCAGGCAGACGGGCUGCUCCAGCGCCUGUCCAGCCUGGAGAUCCUCGUCAACCGCAUCAACCGCAACCAGGAGAAGUUCGAGACCUACGUCACCAAGCUGGUGGAUCAGAUGAAGGCCGUGCUGCCCGGGAAGCUGGUGCGGGACAGCGGCCUCAACGGUAACGCCCAGCAUCAAGAAAUGCCACGUGAUUGUGCGGAGGUGUAUACAGGUGGGAACCAUACCAGCGGGGUGUACGACAUCAGGCCGCACGGGCAGCAGACUGACAUGCCACACUCUGGGCAGGGGGCGCCCUUCUCUGUGUACUGUCGUGCCCGGCACCGCCGAGGUUGGACCGUGAUCCAGCGGCGGCAGGACGGGACCGUCAACUUCACCCGCUCCUGGACGGACUACAAGAACGGCUUCGGCGACUUGGGUGGGGAGUUCUGGCUGGGGAACGACAAGAUCCACGCCAUUACCGCCCAGAAGAACUACACCCUGCGGAUCGACAUGUCCGACUGGGAGGGGAACAAGGCUUACGCAGAGUACGACCACUUCGCCAUCGACAACGAAUGGCAGGGCUACAGGCUGCGGGUAAGCGGGUACAGCGGCACCGCGGGAGAGUCCAUGUACGCUAACCAUGACUCGGCCUUCAGCACCAGGGACAAGGGCAGUGAGAACCAGGGAUGGGUGGACUGCCCCAAGGAGAUGAAGGGAGGCUGGUGGUACACGCAGUGUGGGGACUCCAACCUGAACGGACUGUACCACCGGCAGGGGGAGCACGAGGCCAGGCCAGACGGCAUGUUCUGGUGGUGGUGGAAACGUGACUGGUACUCCCUCAAGUCCGUGGAAAUGGCGGUCUUUCCCCACUACUACCCUGUCUUCUGAAUCGUCAUAGAUAAACGAGGGCGCUAAAUCCACCUAUUUUCACUAUAGACGACAAUCGUUGAGCAACCGUACUGCGUUUAGCGUUGUGUGACCCCUGAUUUGAUCAUGGGGAUAUUAAGCCAGAUGUAAAAGUGUAUUAAAAGGCAACAAAGCACACCAACCACAAUUUGAUAGUUCUUUAUGUAUGAAAUUCGUUGAUCUAUCUGUCAAAUUUUUGUUAGCUCAGUGAUCAAUGUUUAAUAGUGGAAAGGGGGUGUUGCUAAUACAUAAAGUGUAAUUAUUCUUCGAAAGUGGUCUUGAUUUGAUCCCCCUGAUGAUUUCGUUUGGAAAGGUACACAAAGUAUGUGACAAAGUAAGUAGAGUUUUGUGGCAAGGUGCGGUCACACAACCUUAGAAGUGCCUAAGUCACCAAAAGUCAACAUUUUUAUUACAUUCUGCCAUAACAGUACCUUUCAAUGAACAUAACCGUUUGCACAAAAUAUACACCCUUCUGGUGUUUUUGAAUCUUACCAGUCAUACUUCCAGCUCCUGAUUCCUGCUGCCAGGUAGUUAGGUUGAUUUACGACCGUGACGUCAUAGUAAACACGACAGCCAGUUCGGAACCUGGUACUGCAACUCGCAAAAAAGAAAAAAAGAAACUUGCAAUCGCUGUACGAUGACUCUGUACUGUUGACUUCUCUUCUCGUGAGAGGCAGUGCCUGGGUCCACACUGACUGCUGUGGUUACUAUGUGGAAAUUGGCUCGAUCACCUGGCAGCAGAAAUCAAGAACUGGAAGUGUGAUUUGUAAGAUUCGCUGUUUAAUAACACCAGAUGGGUGUUUAUCUUGUACAAACAUUUUUUUCAUUGAUUGUUUCUUAUGAUAGAUGCUUGUGAUCAGGAACUGUUGUAUUUUAGUGUCAUUGGUGACACAAAUAUAUAAGCAUUUUAGAGAC
Molecule: messenger RNA, 3187 nt
Organism: Branchiostoma floridae (Florida lancelet)
Lineage: Eukaryota; Metazoa; Chordata; Leptocardii; Amphioxiformes; Branchiostomatidae
Product: fibrinogen-like protein 1
Exons: 6
Coding region: 1007-2254 (415 amino acids)
Source: RefSeq, a predicted model, not a curated record